This is a messenger RNA of Scutellospora calospora, 906 nucleotides long. The record is from the annotation of a GenBank genome assembly. NCBI's taxonomy places the organism in Eukaryota, Fungi, Glomeromycota, Glomeromycetes, Diversisporales, Gigasporaceae.
CUCGACGUGUUGAAUUCUCCUCAUGCUCAACAGAUACAUGCUGCUUUUGCAAAUAUUAUUAAAUCUCAACAACAUUUAAGGAAAGUUAUCUUAAAUUACAAAUCUGGUUUCCGUACUGAAUUACAUGGAAUUAUUUCUGCUCUAGCUUUUCAACAUAAAUCAUUGCAAGAAAUUAAAAUUGCUAAAUGUUCUAAUAGUUCUGAAUUUCAAAUUUUAUCUUAUUGUGAAAAUUUAGAGAUCCUUCGUAUCUUUUAUGCUGAUCAAAAAAUAUUAAAAUCUUUAUCUACUAGUCUUUGCAAACUUUCUAUUCUGGAAAUAAAUACUCGUCAGUUUGAUGCUUCAAAUCUAUCAGAUGUUUUAGAAAGAUCUGGACCUUUAUUACAAAGAUUAAAACUUGACUCUGAAUUUGAAAUUCUUUCUCAAUCUUUAUUAUUAGAGUCACUUACAAACUUUUGUCCAAAUAUUAUAUAUCUUUAUAUCUCUUCUAUCAGAUUUUCUACUCAAUUUCCUAAACUUAUUCAAGGUUUGCAAAGAUUAAAAUUCUUUACUUUAAAAUGGAUAAAAGUUACUACUGAAAAAGUUGGUGUCACUAAAAAUCGCGUUAUGAGAGUUGCAAAAUUAUUACCUUCAACAUUACAAUAUUUGGAAUGGAAAACUUUACGUACAAAUUCAAAUUCUCAUAAUGAUGUUUUACUUCAUUAUUGUAAUGCUCCUUUAGUAAGGUUAUUAAUUGAAGUUAAUUAUGGCAAAAAAAAUUUUUUACAAACAUUAUUUGAAUUUCGAUCUAGAAAAAGAACUUUAAUAUAUGUAUAUAUUACAGGAUCUGAUUUAGAUAUAGAUUUUGAGAAUGAUUUAAAAGGUUAUAUGAUGCAAUUAACAUAUGAUCAAAUUGUUAUUCAUUGUUAA